Aegilops tauschii subsp. strangulata is the source of this 450-nucleotide messenger RNA. NCBI's taxonomy places the organism in Eukaryota, Viridiplantae, Streptophyta, Magnoliopsida, Poales, Poaceae. The record is from RefSeq and is a predicted model, not a curated record.
AUGGCGCGGCCGGCAGGAGCGAAGGGCGCACGGGCGCAGGGGCUGCGGGCGGCGACGAGAGCGGCAGCUGGCGUAGGGCGGCGCGGGGCUGCAGCGGCAGGAAGGGGAGGCCAGGGGCGCGACGCGGGCGCGGCGGAACGGCGGGCGAGCAGCGCAGCGGCAGAGGAGGCGGGCAAACGCGGGCGAACGACACGGGCGGCGGCUACGCGGGGGGGGGGGUUGCAGGCGUGCGAGCUCGCGCGCAGCCACGGGCGCGAGGCAACCAUCGGCGCGGGCCGCGCGGCGGGGCGCCGCGAGCGCGAGCGCGAGCGCGGGGCAGAGGAGAAGUGGGCGGGAGGUGCUCACGGCGGUGCAGGGAUCGGGGCAAUGGUGCUCGUGGUGGGGGACGGGGACGACGGCGUCGACGUAGACAGGGAGGAAGACCGGCGAUGGCGGCCUCCGGCGAGGUAG